UAGUCUAAGAUAAAAGGUAGCGGAGAGUUGGUGGGCGGGUCUCAACGUCCAGUCUGCUUUGGUAUCCGCGUAUGGGAGGAGUAAUGCAUAAAACACUUCCAACAUGGCGACCGCGGGCUCCGCCUCUAGAAUCCAAUUGGUGACGUCACGACGCAACCCGGAAGCUAAUGGUCACGUGUUCGUGGGUCAUAGCAACAAAACUGUCCUCAUGGAGAUACAUGUGCAGUUCAAGGUAUUUGCGUGAUUAAAAUAUUUAAUUAUUUUAAACCCCUGCAUCUACCCCGUUGGGUCGUUUAAAAACUUUUCGAAUUUAUUUUGUGGUGCGUUUUGAAAGCCGGUUAGCUGGUUAAAGCUAGCGCUAGCUCGCGUUGUCUGGUUCAGUUUGUAGAAAUGAAAGGUAAAUGGAAGCAGAACAGCAAGAAGAAGAAGGGCAAUGAAGUUUUACAGAAGUACAUGGUGGCAGUGGGCGAGUUCGUCAAAAGCAAAGGUGGCACAGAGGAAGCAGAGAGCGACCAUGGGUUGAAAUUUGUAAAAAAGAAAAGCAGAAAGGAAUUACGCAAGGAAAAGCGAAAAUUGAAAAAAGCCAAAAUGAAAAGUCAUUAUGAGGGCAAAAAGGCAGUCACUUUACCAAAUGCUGAUGCUAAAACCUCAGGACUAAAGGCUGGCAAACAGCCACAGACGCAGAAGACAAAAACUGACAAAACAAAAAAGGAGGUGUCAAAAACAAACUCAACCAAGUCUGCACAAGCCCCUGCUGAGAAAUCUGACAACUCUAAAAAAGCAUCAGCUAAAAAAGGCAAGAAAAUAAAUAAGCUUCAGGAGUCAAGAAAACUGGCACUUUUGGAAGCCAAUGAACAAGAGGACAAAGAAAUAAAGAAACUAGAGAAAUGUCUUGGAUUAAAUAAAAGGAAAAACAAACAAAGUCUCCCACAGUCCUUCGCGGUUGAUGGGCUUGAUUACAUCCUUGGCGUGCUUGACUCUGGCUCGACUGCUGGAGCGAUGUAUGACGACGAUGAUGACGACAUGGACAUGGCCAAAGACAACUUUAAAAAGCUGGACGAGAGCGAACUAUCAGAUGAGGACGGGGAGGAAGAAGAUGAGAUGGUGAGUGAAGGCAGUGAUAAUGACGAUGAGGUUAAUGAAGAGGAAAUGGAUGAGGAUGAGGAUGAUGAAGAAAUGGCUGAUGAAGAGGACGUGGAGGAGGAGGACGACGAUGACGAUGACAUGGACAAUGAAUACGAUGAACAGGUUGAGAGCGAUGCAGCUGACUCAGACGAUGAAGAAGAAGCAGAGGAGGAAGCAGAAAAUCCAGACACAAAGUUAGACAAGGUCAGCUCUACAAGCGGGAAGUAUGUGCCACCUCACCUGCGUAACAUUGGCGAUGAUAAACGCAAAGCUGAGCUGGAAAAACUGAAGAGGAAUGUGAAAGGCCUGAUGAACAGGCUGAGCGAGGCCAACAUGGCAUCCAUCAGUGGUCAGCUGGAGGAGCUGUACAUGAGCAGCAGCAGGAAGGACAUGAACGACACGCUGACUGAGUUGCUACUGGCGGCCUGUGUGACACCGACCCUGAUGCCAGACAGACUACUCAUGGAGCACGUCCUGCUAGUCAGCGUCCUCCAUCAUGCUGUGGGGCUGGAAGUGGGAGCCCAUUUCCUGGAAACAGUUGUGCGCAAGUUCGACGAGGUGUACAAGGAACAAAGGGAAAGCAAAGAGUGCGACAACCUGAUCGCCAUUGUCGCUCACCUCUACAACUUCCAAGUGGUGCAUUCUGUCCUCAUCUUCGACAUCCUGAAAUUGCUGGUCGGAACGUUUACGGAGAAGGACAUCGAGCUGGUUCUGUUUGUGCUGAGGAACGUCGGCUUCGCCCUGAGGAAGGACGACGCUCUGGCUCUUAAGGAGCUCAUCUCUGAUGCCCAGCGCAAGGCCAGCGACCUGGGCUCCAAGUUCCAGGAUCAGACCAGGGUAAGGUUCAUGCUGGAAACCAUGCUGGCUUUAAAAAAUAAUGACAUGAGGAAGAUCCCUGGCUAUGAUCCUGAGCCUGUGGAGAAACUGAGGAAGCUUCAGAGGAGUCUGAUCCACCAGACUGCAGGGGGCAGCGACAUGAAACUGAGGGUCUCUCUAGAGAAUCUCCUGGCUGCGGAUCAAGUGGGUCGCUGGUGGAUCGUCGGCUCUUCGUGGAGCGGAGCGCCCAUGAUCAGCAAGCAAGACGACGCGAACAAAAAGGAGAGUUCAGCUGAAGGACAGUUUAGUGGCAAAGUCUUGGAGCUGGCGAAGAAACAGAGGAUGAACACUGACGUCAGGAGAAACAUCUUCUGUGUGCUCAUGACCAGUGAAGAUUAUCUGGACGCGUUUGAGAAGCUGCUGAGGAUGGGUCUAAAGGACAAGCAGGAGAGGGAGAUUGUUCAUGUCCUGAUGGACUGCUGUCUGCAGGAGAAAACCUUCAACGCCUUUUACGCUGUGCUGGGAGAGAAGUUCUGCUCCCAUGACCGACGCUUCCAGAUGACUUUCCAGUUCAGUCUAUGGGACAAGUUCAAGGAGCUGUCCAACCUUCCCAGCGCCACGUUUAACAAUCUGGUCCUGCUGGUCACACGCUUCCUUCAGAAGAAGUGCCUCUCGCUCUCUAUACUUAAAGUGAUAGAGUUUGGGGAGCUGGAUAAACCCACGGUGCGAUUCUUGCGUCAGGUGCUAACCAGACUUUUAAAAGAAACUGAACCCGAGGAGCUAGCCAGCAUAUUUGCAAGGAUUUCAGGAGUUCCCAAGCUAGGAAUGCUGCGGGAAGGCUUGAAGCUUUUCAUCAGCCACUUCCUCCUGAAGAAUGUCCAGUCACAGGGACCAGCUGAGCAAGCAGCACUGCUGUCAGAGCGCGCCCAGGUCGCAACCAAAGCCAUGGAGGCCAAAGAGGCCAAGCUCAAACUGUAAAACACACUCACACUGCAACACCAGAAACCCAGUACUGUGAAGAAAAAAGAUGGGACAGAUGAAAGACUGCCUCCAAACACAGCGUGCUUAAAGAAGAAAUUACAUUUUUUUUUUUUUUUGAUAUUUAAUGAACAUUUGCGAUAUAGGAUGUGCUUGUACAUAAUUAUUAACAUUGAGAUUUUUAACUGUGGACAAUAUUAAUCCCUUCAAAAACACACCUGUCUCAGACUGGUGUGUUAUAUUUCAGUGCAGGUUUUCUUUAGUUUCAUAGUGAUUUCCUCGCAAUACCAUAAAUAUUGCACAUUUUCAUCUACUACACACAUUUUCUAUACUGGUAUUUGUAUGUUUGUUAAUAAAACAUUAACAAAUUUUGUACUAUACCAUGUUAAGAUUACAGAGUUAAAUUCAGACCAUUUUCUCUUAUUUCUUUCAGUAUGCCGUUACGUUUUUUUCUUUUUUUUUUCUGAGACCGCCCUCUUGGAGGCAGUGUUCAACAAGAGGUGAUCAGUUCAGACACCUGGAACCAUUCUUCUGGGCUUAACUGAACCUAUUUACACCUCAGGCAGAAUAAAGCGCGUUUCACCCGA
Mugil cephalus (flathead mullet) is the source of this 3506-nucleotide messenger RNA. RefSeq names its product nucleolar protein with MIF4G domain 1 (gene nom1). Gene Ontology annotation, molecular function: protein binding; RNA binding. Lineage: Eukaryota; Metazoa; Chordata; Actinopteri; Mugiliformes; Mugilidae. Gene Ontology annotation, cellular component: nucleolus. The transcript is spliced from 11 exons. Gene Ontology annotation, biological process: ribosomal small subunit biogenesis. The record is from RefSeq and is a predicted model, not a curated record. The coding region runs from base 391 to 2919 and encodes 842 amino acids.